This is a messenger RNA of Hyposmocoma kahamanoa, 1004 nucleotides long. Its product is annotated as phosphate carrier protein, mitochondrial-like. The transcript has 6 exons. The record is from RefSeq and is a predicted model, not a curated record. Gene Ontology annotation, cellular component: mitochondrial inner membrane. Gene Ontology annotation, biological process: mitochondrial phosphate ion transmembrane transport. Bases 127 to 885 code for a protein of 252 amino acids. NCBI's taxonomy places the organism in Eukaryota, Metazoa, Arthropoda, Insecta, Lepidoptera, Cosmopterigidae. Gene Ontology annotation, molecular function: phosphate transmembrane transporter activity.
UAUUUUGUAGGUAUAACGCAUACGGCGGUUGUACCGCUCGACCUAGUGAAGUGCCGGCUGCAGGUGGACCCUGACAAGUACAAGAAUGUCGUGAACGGGUUCAAGGUGUCCGUCCGGGAAGAGGGCAUGCGCGGGCUCGCUAAAGGAUGGGCGCCUACUUUCAUCGGCUACUCUCUUCAGGGUCUGUGCAAGUUCGGUCUCUACGAGGUGUUCAAAGUUGGCUACUCUGGCCUGCUAGAUGAAGAAACGGCGUUCACCUACCGUACGAUAUUGUACUUGGCCGCUUCUGCUUCAGCUGAGUUCUUUGCUGACAUCGCGCUGUCGCCGCUCGAGGCCGCGAAGGUCCGCAUCCAGACUAUGCCAGGUUUCGCGACCACUUUGCGCGAGGCGUGGCCCAAGAUGGUGGCCAACGAGGGCUACGGCACCUUCUACAAGGGCCUAGUCCCACUGUGGGGCCGACAGAUCCCAUACACCAUGAUGAAGUUCGCCUGCUUCGAAAAGACGGUCGAGAUUCUUUACAAGUACGUUGUGCCUAAGCCACGCGACCAAUGCUCGAAGGCGGAGCAGCUGGUGGUCACUUUCACGGCGGGCUACAUUGCCGGCGUGUUCUGCGCCAUCGUCUCCCACCCGGCCGACACCGUUGUGUCCAAGCUUAACCAGGACGAAACAGCCACUGUGGGCAGCAUCAUGACUAAACUAGGCUGGGCGGGUGUAUGGAAGGGGCUCGGACCCAGGAUCGUCAUGAUCGGUACCCUCACCGGGCUGCAGUGGUUCAUCUACGACGCAGUCAAGGUAUGGCUCAGGAUGCCCCGACCGCCGCCACCUGAGAUGCCCGAAUCAAUGCGCAAAAGACUAGAGGCGGAAGAAGCCGCAAAGGCAAAGUAACUUAGCCUAUAGUCUAGCGAAAAUCGUACAAGCUUCUCGCCGAUUAAAACAGAACAUGUCAAUGCUGAAGAGUUAAGUGGCCAUGUAACUAACAUACUUUGAACUAUGUACAAGCGAUA